CCGUUGGAAGUGGUGAAUAGGUCAUCGCACGGAAGUCGGUUUAGUUUGGUCGGUCAGGACAGGCUGUUCGUGGAGCACUUUGUUCACUAGUCACUUACCAAUUCAACAUUCCAAAGGCUGGGUCCUCUUACCGCCCCUUCAAAACUUGUAAUCUGAUAAACUCGCUUAGCGACCACACAACACCAAACGUCAUCAUGUUUGCCUGCACUCGAUUCAUCGCACCCAUCGCCAGAUCGACCUUGGUUUCUGGAACCAAGAGUUACAUUCGGCCUUUGAGCAGUGCCGUGGUCAGCCACAGCCAGUCCGUACAACAAAAUCAAAUUCAAAGCCCGGUUAGUGUUUCACCUUUGAUGCAAUCUUCAAUUGUACGUAGUUUUCAAACUUCCACAAUCAGUCGUGACAUUGACUCUGCUGCAAAGUUCAUCGGUGCUGGUGCAGCUACUGUUGGUGUUGCAGGAUCAGGUGCUGGAAUUGGAUCAGUGUUUGGUUCUUUAAUUAUUGGUUACGCCAGGAACCCGUCCCUUAAACAACAACUGUUCUCUUAUGCCAUCUUGGGCUUUGCCCUGUCCGAGGCCAUGGGUCUUUUCUGCCUUAUGAUGGCUUUCUUGCUUUUGUUCGCGUUCUAAGUCACCGAAACCGCAUGAAAAAAAAAUUACUGAUAGUUUUAGUGCGUCGCCACCAAAGCAGCAUCUACUGAUUCUAUGUAAGGGAAACAGGAGGAGUUGACUUUGGUGCACAGGAUGCCAUGAAAUUGUUAGAGAUGCUCGAGUAUCUGGCUCGAUGGGGUAUGCGACGGUACGACAAUGAAAUGUAAUGGCGGCUGUACACGUGUUGGGAUUAUCGAUCGAACCGUUCUAACCCCCUUCUGCCUUUCGAUAAAUUUGUAAUUAUUUCAUGGUCUACUGUUUCAUGUAGCGUAAAACUCACAUUAUUAAAUAAUGGAAUUCAGUGUAAUGAUCGAAUAAGAACGUUCAUAAAAGUUUAUUAAAAACGACAGCCUCGCCUGCAGACCCGUAUAUACACACACGUAUGUAUAUCUAUCACCAUAAUAUUAACAAAACAAUAAGAAGUAGUACACAUCGAACAUUUUUGUUACCCGAAUGGUUCGUCAUUGUUGUGCCAUCGCGCACGUUGUUGAGGUAACUUUGGACGAAAAAAACUGUACAGUGAUAUCGAAUAAACACUUUUGUCGUGAAA
Molecule: messenger RNA, 1197 nt
Organism: Osmia bicornis bicornis
Lineage: Eukaryota; Metazoa; Arthropoda; Insecta; Hymenoptera; Megachilidae
Gene: ATPsynC
Product: ATP synthase lipid-binding protein, mitochondrial
Exons: 5
Coding region: 195-626 (143 amino acids)
Biological process (GO): proton motive force-driven ATP synthesis; proton transmembrane transport
Molecular function (GO): proton transmembrane transporter activity
Source: RefSeq, a predicted model, not a curated record